AUGUUGCGCAUACCAAUCUGGGCGUCAGCCGUCCUUUUCUUCCUUGCCGGCCCAUCCCAAGCUGGACACGCCGAUUUCCAUAGUUAUACUUCUGGGUUCAGCCGUCAUCAUGGAGGAGGCCACCAAAGAUUCCAUCGGUCCGUCCCUGCACUGGAAGCCCAUGGGGUGUCCUAUAUUGAAAAGAGAGAUGGCCAAUGUCAGUUCCCCACGGAUGCUGGACUGGUGGCUGUUACCCCAAAGGCGAUGAAUGCUGGAUGGGCUAUGAGUCCCGACCAGCCCUGCAAGCCUGAUAGCUAUUGUCCCUAUGCUUGCCCCCCCGGCCAAGUUAUGGCACAAUGGGACCCAAAGGCGACUGCUUACACCUAUCCCGCUUCAAUGAAUGGUGGUCUUUACUGUGAUAAAAGUGGAAAGAUUAGCAAGCCGUUCCCCGAGAAGCCGUACUGCGUUGAUGCCACGGGCCCUGUUAAAGUCAAGAACAGCUGUGGAGGAGUGGUUUCUUUCUGCCAAACUGUCCUUCCAGGAAAUGAGGCUAUGUUAAUCCCUACCAGCGUGCAGGAUACCGCAGAUCUCGCAGUUCCCGAUCCGUCCUACUGGUGCUCAACUGCUGCUCACUACUAUAUCAACCCUCCAGGUACUGACACUGAUACUGCCUGUGUAUGGGGAACUAAUGCCAACCCAUGGGGUAACUGGUCUCCGUAUGUCAGUGGUGCAAACACCGAUCAUAGUGGGCAGACCUUCCUGAAGCUGGGCUGGAACCCCAUCUAUCUGGAAACGACAACUCCCUUCAGGGAUGAGAGCCCAAAGUUCGGUGUCAAGGUUGAAUGCGAGGGAUGCAAUGGGCUCCCUUGUGAAAUCGACCCAGCCAAGAACAAGGUCAAUGAAAUCACUGGCAGUGGUACUGAUGGUGCAGGUGGUGCUGCCUUCUGCGUCGUUACUGUUCCCAAGGGUACCCAGGCCACUAUUGUCGUCUUCGAAGGGGGUAACAGUGGUGGCUCCGGUGAUUACGGACAUGGUGAUAAAGAUGAGAAGCCAAAGGAUGACGACAAGAAAGAACCCAAGCCAUCUUCAAGCUCUUCCUCGCCCGCGCCGUCGUCCACUCCUUCAAGCUCGUCCUCUACGCAAUCGCCGACCCCUACCUCUACAUCCGCCUCGUCCAGCUCCGAAAGCACUCCGACGCCAACGAGCUCUUAUCCGAGUAAGUCUAGCUCUACCACGUCAUCGUCUGCGACUGCGGCUUACUCCACCACCUCGAAAUCUCCAGACGCCUACAUCCCAUCGCCUCACGUAUUUAUUGAGAGCCCUAGCUCUUCCGUUCACCAUCCCACCAAUGGCUCCUCAAUCAACAUGCCAACGCCUACCAACUCCGAAAAAGCGCCUGCUCCAACUCAUAAUAACGCUGCUUCGGCUGCCGCAAUCUCCAUUAUGAGUCUCACGCUUAGCUUCCUGAUCGUCACGAUAUUCGUGAACUUUUAA
Messenger RNA from Trichophyton benhamiae CBS 112371, 1473 nucleotides. RefSeq lists its product as uncharacterized. The record is from RefSeq and is a predicted model, not a curated record. Bases 1 to 1473 code for a protein of 490 amino acids. The transcript is spliced from 3 exons. Lineage: Eukaryota; Fungi; Ascomycota; Eurotiomycetes; Onygenales; Arthrodermataceae.